This is a messenger RNA of Rhagoletis pomonella (apple maggot), 1089 nucleotides long. RefSeq lists its product as uncharacterized. Lineage: Eukaryota; Metazoa; Arthropoda; Insecta; Diptera; Tephritidae. The coding region runs from base 48 to 1034 and encodes 328 amino acids. The transcript has 2 exons. The record is from RefSeq and is a predicted model, not a curated record.
ACAAGCUCUUUAACGGAACCCGUGAAGCAAUUGAGAAAGCAAAUCAAAUGAUGGUUCACAUUAAUGCAAUCAGCAAGAGUGUUAAAGAAGAAAACCUUGAACUUCUGGACCUAAGUAAGGUUCUCAUCCUUAAAGAACAAGUAUCGGAGGUGGUGCAAGCGUGCCAAAUGGCAAAAACGGGCAUCGUGAACACGAACCUGCUUGAUCGAGAGGAAAUCCAUAGACUUAUACUCGAAGAAGAGUCCUUACCAUACCAAAACUCAAUCGAGGCUAUAGAACACGGAUCGGCAUCCGUAUACUCGAACGGAACACUUCUUCUGUAUGUUCUUUCCAUGCCAAAGGUGAAGCCGGACAGCUAUCGACUCUUAAUGACACGAGCUGCUAUUAUAAAUGGACAACACGUGGUACUCGACUAUGAGAAAAUGUUGAUAAAUCAGGACGAAACGUUCGGUAUUAAAAAUGAUUGCUCGUCCAUUGGCAAUUACUCAAUUUGCGCACCCAAAUCGUUGGCUAGACUACCCGAAGACGGAUGCAUAGCGAGAUUGUUAAAAGGCGGAAAUGCGAAAUGUCACUUCGAACCAUCCAGCAGCAUAAUCAUAGAAAUGAUGGACGAGACAUCACUAUUCCUAACGAACUUUUGGGGUAAAAUCCAGGGAAAAAACUACGAAAACGUCCUGAAUGGAACAUAUGUCGUUUUGCUCAACAACGAAACCAUCGUAGUGGGAAACCAAACGUUUACCAGCAGGUCGACAAGGAUGGUACAGGCUUUGCCACCUGCAUUAACAAACGUGACGAGUAAUGGCCUGAAGCUGAAUUUGGACUACAUCCACGAGCUUAGCGUAACAAACAUCCGACACCUACGAAAAUUGGGCGAAACUUUUCACUUUUCGCUGAUUUUCGACACCGUUGCUUUGACGAUCCUUGCAUCAAUAUGCUACGUAAUUUGGAGGAAGAUUACUACAACUAUCUACUUUCCCAGGCUCAAUCGCUCAAUCAAACAAGAUCAGCCAAACGCCCACUUCAAAGAUGUUUAAAGGGGGGGUAGUUAAUACGGGGGCUAACACACAUACCUGUGUGAAUGUGCUGACG